Chanos chanos (milkfish) is the source of this 1458-nucleotide messenger RNA. RefSeq names its product CD276 antigen-like. Gene Ontology annotation, cellular component: external side of plasma membrane. The record is from RefSeq and is a predicted model, not a curated record. The coding region runs from base 1 to 1458 and encodes 485 amino acids. NCBI's taxonomy places the organism in Eukaryota, Metazoa, Chordata, Actinopteri, Gonorynchiformes, Chanidae. The transcript is spliced from 6 exons. Gene Ontology annotation, biological process: positive regulation of T cell proliferation; cellular response to lipopolysaccharide; negative regulation of T cell proliferation.
AUGAAAGUAUUCUGGCGUUCCCAUGACAGCAAGAAUGUCUAUGACAUCAUCGCGGGUUCUGCAUCACUGACUGGACAGCACCCAGAGUUCAGGGGUAGAACAGAAACCUUCCCAGAUGAGUACACCAAUGGCAACUUCUCUCUCUUACUGAAGAAUCUCAGUCUCUCAGAUGGAGGGAUGUACUUCUGUUUUAUUCCUCCUCUUGAUGCUGACUUUCAAAUAGAGCUUCAAGUCACAGUGGUAUUGGAGACGGUGACAGGCAUGAGAGGAGGCAGCGUCAUCUUGCCUUGCACACACAGCGAUGGUGUUCUUUACAAAGAUGACGUGAAAGUAUUCUGGCGUUCAUAUGACAGCAAGAAGGUCUAUGACAUCGUCGCGGGUUCUGCGUCACUGAUAGGACAGCACCCAGAGUUCAGGGGUAGAACAGAAACCUUCCCAGAGGAGUACACCAAUGGCAACUUCUCUCUCUUACUGAAGAAUGUCGAGCUCACAGAUGGGGGGACAUACUUCUGUUUUAUUCCUCCUCUUAGCACUGAAUUUCAAAUAGAGCUUCAAGUCACAGUGGUGCUGGACACGGUGACAGGUGUGAGAGGAGGCAGUGUCAUCUUGCCCUGCACAUACACACAUGGUGUUCUUUACAGAGAUGACAUGAAAGUAUUCUGGCGUUCCCAUGACGACAAGAUUGUCUACGACAUCAUCUCAGGAUCUCCAUCACUGACUGGACAGCACCCAGAGUUCAGGGGUAGAACAGAAACCUUCCCAGACAAGUACACCAAUGGCAACUUCUCUCUCUUACUGAAGAAUGUCGAUCUCAUAGAUGGAGGGAUGUACUUCUGUUUUAUUCCUCCUCUUAGCGCUGAAUUUCAAAUAGAGCUUCAAGUCACAGUGGUGCUGGACACGGUGACAGGUGUGAGAGGAGGCAGUGUCAUCUUGCCCUGCACAUACACACAUGGUGUUCUUUACAGAGAUGACAUGAAAGUAUUCUGGCGUUCCCAUGACGACAAGAUUGUCUACGACAUCAUCUCAGGAUCUCCAUCACUGACUGGACAGCACCCAGAGUUCAGGGGUAGAACAGAAACCUUCCCAGACAAGUACACCAAUGGCAACUUCUCUCUCUUACUGAAGAAUGUCGAUCUCAUAGAUGGAGGGAUGACGACUGGUGUUGUCCUGAAAUACGACACCAGUCGUCCUGCAGGAGACUUAAUAAUCAAAGAUGGAGAUGUCUGCCUCACCCCUGAAGAAUUCUGGACUUUGGGUUUAAGCCAGAGCAUGGAUUCCAAUAGGAUGCUGAGUGGUAACGAACUGUCAAAGUGGCUGGACAGAUUCCUGAACAGGUCAGCUUUCCGGGUGCCUGUGUACCUGGUGUCUGAGGCACAACAAGACGCCCCUCACUUUCACUUUGAGGGUUUGCGAAAAACCACACCCACUGCAUUUGUCAUCGAGUGCAGUUCAUCCUAG